Entrophospora sp. SA101 is the source of this 1104-nucleotide messenger RNA. The record is from the annotation of a GenBank genome assembly. Lineage: Eukaryota; Fungi; Glomeromycota; Glomeromycetes; Entrophosporales; Entrophosporaceae.
AUGUUAAAAUCGAUUAUUAAAAAACCUUCUCCAAUUAUUUUUACUGGAGUAAAACAAAAUUUUUUUCGUAGCUUAACUUCAAUUGUACCGCCAAUUGCCGAGGACACCAUUUAUACUGUCACAUUGAUCCCAGGAGAUGGUAUCGGGCCAGAGAUUGCAGAAUCAGUUAAAACAGUAUUCAAAGAGGCCGAAGUUCCAAUUGAAUGGGAACAAUAUAAUGUUACUGGAUAUACUGAAGAUAGCGAUUUGUUAUUUCAACAAAGUAUGGAGAGUUUAAGAAGAAAUAAAGUUGCAUUAAAAGUAAUUUAUACACCCACAAAAAAAGACGAUCAUCCAUCUUUUAAUGUUGCGAUGCGUAAAGAUUUAGACAUUUAUGCAUCAUUGGUAUUAAUAAAAAAUAUUAAAGGAUAUCCAACACGUCACAAAGAUGUAGAUUUUGUUAUUAUUCGUGAGAAUACUGAGGGAGAAUAUGCAGGGUUAGAACAUCAGUCAUAUCCUGGAGUAAUAGAAUCAUUGAAAAUUACAACCAAAGAAAAAACAGAACGAAUUGCACGAUUUGCAUUUGAUUUUGCACUUAAAAAUGGACGCAAAAGACCCAUUUACAUUUUGUAUUUAUAUAGGAAACUUGGAGAUGGAUUAUUUUUAAAUACAUGUCGUAAAAUUGCAGAAGAUUAUAAACCAUUGGGAAUUGAAUUUAAUGAUAUGAUAGUUGAUAACUGUUCUAUGCAACUUGUAUCCAAACCACAACAAUUUGACGUUAUGGUAAUGCCUAAUUUGUAUGGAGCAAUUGUAAGCAACAUUGGUGCAGCAUUGGUUGGUGGACCGGGAGUUGUUCCAGGUGCAAAUAUAGGUAAAGAAUAUGCAUUAUUUGAGCCGGGUGCACGUCAUGUCGGUAGAGAUAUUCAAGGAGAUAAUAAAGCCAACCCAACAGCAUUUAUUCUUUCAGGAGUAUUGUUGUUAAGACAUUUAGGACUUGAUGAUGAUGCUAAUAGAAUUUAUAAUGCAGUAAUUAAAGCAAUACUACAUGGAUCGGCCAAAACUCGUGAUAUGGGUGGCAAUUCGACAACAACAGAAUUUACACGUGAAGUUAUUUCUAAUUUGUAG